GACUCCGAAGAGGGAAGCAGGCAGAGCCCUGCAUCGGGGUGUCUCUUGUGCUUCGCGGGAAACGUCCCGCUCGCUGGCGUGGCCGGAGAUGGCUGCUUCAGAAGAGGUAUCAAGGAGCAUAUUUCAAGAUAUGGACGUUAAACUCCCUGGUAUGUCCGAGAAGGAUCUUGAAGAGCUAAAGGCGGCUGUUGAAACAGGGAACCUUUCAGAAGCAGCUUCCAAAGCACAAGAAGCCCUGGAGCCGUCAAAAACCACCAAGCUCAACAUCGCCAUCACGGGGAAGUCGGGAUCUGAGAAAUCUUCCUUUGUCAAUGCCAUGCUGGAGUUAGCCGACGAUGACGAAGGAGCGGCAGAGGUUGACAUCACAGAAAAGACAACGGAGCCAAACGCUUAUCUGCAUCCCAUGCUCCCAGUGUGGGACCUGCCUGGGAUUGGGACACAGAGUUUCCGGCCUGACUCCUACCUUCAGCAGGUCAGCUUUGCCCGCUAUGACUUCUUCAUCAUUAUCACUUCGAAGCACUUCAGAUCUUGUAACGCAGACCUGGCCCAGGAGAUCCAGAAGAUGGGGAAGAAGUUCUACUUUGUGCACUCCAAAGUGGAUGAGGACUUGAGAAAUGAAAGUAGAAAAAGAAACUAUGACCAGGGGACCACCUUGCAGACAAUCCGAGAUGACUGUGUGGAGAGGCUGAAGAGAGAAGGGGUGAGUUCCCCACAGGUUUUCCUCAUUUCCAGGUGGGAAUUUGACCAGUACAAUUCUCCUCAACUGCAGGAAACUGUGGCCAAUGAACUGGACUCUCACAAGAGACACGUUUUCCUCUUGGCGCUUCCCAACAUCUCAGGGCCAAUCCUGGUUAAGAAAAAAGAAGCCCUGAAGAACCAGAUCUGGAAACGAGCCCUGAAAUCGUGUAUUGUUGCAGCUGUUCCCAUCCCCCACCCCUCUGUCUCAAAUGACAUUGACAUCCUGGUGGAAUCUAUGACCGAGUACUGCAAAGUCUUUGGUAUGGAUGAAGAAUUCCUCAUUAAACUCUCCAAACAGAUCAGGAAACCAGUGUCUCAGUUGAAGGAAGUGAUAAAAAUCCCGUUGGCCAAGGAAAUCUCUAAAGAAAAUGCUUUGGAGCUGUUGAGUAAAGUUUCAGGUAGUGUAAUAAGGCCAUUAACCCACUGGUUUUUAAAAUCAUCUAAACCUAAAUCAUCUAAGCCUAUUCAUCUUGCCUGGGAGCAAGGGGACAAGGAGAAGGGUGAUACCAUGAUACAAAUUAAAAAGUACAGAAGCCUCCUACCAGUGUAUGGAACCCUCCUAGCUGCAGAGAUCUCGUGGCUAGUCACAUUCUGCACCCCGCAUUCCUUUCUGGAAGGCGUUGCUGAGGAUGCCCACGGGGUGCUCACCGAGGCUCUGGAGGUGGCAGAGAAAAAGUCAGUUUAGUGGCACUGGGGAGGAUGGCGUUGCAGUCAGAGUGUUUGGAGUGUGACUCAGGAGACCUUGCUGUACCACAGCCUGGCAGUGGGACCUUCAUCACAUCUAGUCUUCUCUGUGCCGUAGUUUCCCCUGCUUACAACACGGAGAGAAUAAUCUUUUGUCGACUUAGACUGUAAACUGGUUGGGGCAGAAACUGUGUCUCCCUGUGUGUCUGUGCAGUGCCUGGUACAAUAGGGCCCUGAUCUGGGUUAGGGUUGUAGAGAAAAUAUGUUUGUUGAGGAUUAUAAUUAAGAGACGCUCCCACAUAAUGGACUGUAUUAUGAAUGCAGGGAUUUAGUGAUGUGCCCUGGAAGCUGGGUUGAGAGCCCAGUAGAGCUGUGCACAGCAGGUCACCACAGACAGAAACUCUCUUGUUGGUUUUAUUAAAAGCUGUAUUCCUGCAUCA
Dermochelys coriacea (leatherback sea turtle) is the source of this 1862-nucleotide messenger RNA. RefSeq names its product interferon-inducible GTPase 5-like. Gene Ontology annotation, cellular component: membrane. Lineage: Eukaryota; Metazoa; Chordata; Testudines; Dermochelyidae. Gene Ontology annotation, molecular function: GTPase activity; GTP binding. The record is from RefSeq and is a predicted model, not a curated record.